AUGGACCUACACGAGACCCAGCGUCUCCUUUCCGAGUACCUGCAGGAACUCGCCAACCUCUUCCACCGCGUUCCCGGGUCUGCCAUCUUCCUCCGCUACGUGAAAUCCAGCUACCAGGAUGAUCCAAUUCGGUCAGCCGUGGAAUUGUUCCUGUUUCUCUUCGCCGUCCGCUAUCUGCUGGCCCCGAAAUACUCCACCAAGCCUGGCGUCGUGCCCUUGUCCGAUGAUGAGAUUGACGACCUGGUGGACGACUGGGCCCCGGAGCCCUUGGUCGGCGAACCAACGGCCCUAGAUGAGAUGGAGGUUGAGAAACGCGUGGUUAUUGUGGGCCCCGUCGGACCCAAAUCCAAGCUGUCUAAUGGCCGAACCGUGACCAAUCUCGGGUCCUUCAAUUUCUACAACUUCAACACGAACGAAGCCCUCAAGGAAAAAGCAAUCCAGACUCUACGGAACUACGGCGUGGGCGCCUGCGGUCCCCGCGGUUUCUACGGUAAUCAGGACGUCCAUAUGAAGACGGAGGCAGAUGUGGCGUCGCACCUCGGCACUGCGGCAUGCAUCAUCUACUCCCAGGCUUUCUCGACCAUCUCCAGCGUGAUCCCCUCGUUCUCAAAGCGGGGUGAUAUUAUCGUCGCCGAUAAAGGGGUCAACUUUGCUAUUCGGAAGGGUAUCCAGAUCUCACGGAGUAUGGUCCGUUGGUACGAGCAUAAUGAUAUGGAGGACCUGGAGCGCGUGCUUGCCAAGGUCACUAAGGAACAGGCGCGGAAGCCUCUUACGCGGAGAUUCAUUAUUACGGAGGGUCUUUUCGAGUCAUAUGGUGAUAAGGUGGAUCUGCCCAAGAUUAUUGAAUUGAAGCUCAAGUACAAGUUCCGCCUCAUCCUGGAUGAGACGUGGUCCUUCGGGGUCCUGGGCCGCACCGGCCGUGGCAUAACGGAGCAUCAGAACGUCGAUGCAGCCGAAGUUGAUAUGAUCGUUGGCUCGUUGGCUGGACCUCUCGUUGCUGGCGGAGGCUUCUGUGCUGGCUCCGAGGAGAUUGUCCACCACCAACGCAUUUCCGCUGCGGCAUACACGUUCUCUGCGGCACUUCCAGCCUUGCUCUCGACCACUGCCAGUGCCACCAUCAACAUCCUGCAAAACAGCCCGGAGCUCAUCUCCCAACUGCGGGAUCUUGUCAAGGCGAUGCGGGCUCAGCUGGACCCCCGGAGUGACUGGGUGUACUGCACCAGCUCUCCAGAGAACCCGCUGGUGAUCUUGGUCAUCAAGCCCGAGGUAGUGGCUGCCAAGAGACUGUCGGAGGACGACCAGCAAUUCUUGCUUCAAGAUGUCGUUGACGAGUGCCUCGCGAAUGGUAUUCUCAUCUCCCGUCUGAAGAUGCUCCAUGACAACGUCCAGCCGAAGCAGAUCGUCCCUCCCGCACUGAAGGUCUGCGUGACGACCGGCCUUACCAAGAAAGAGAUUGAAAAGGCCGGCACGAUUAUUCGGCAUGCUAUUACUAAAGUCAUGACCAAGAGGAAGUGA
Penicillium riverlandense is the source of this 1515-nucleotide messenger RNA. It is a transcript of the gene lcbA, whose product is annotated as serine C-palmitoyltransferase subunit lcbA. The transcript has 3 exons. Gene Ontology annotation, molecular function: pyridoxal phosphate binding; serine C-palmitoyltransferase activity. Bases 1 to 1515 code for a protein of 504 amino acids. Gene Ontology annotation, biological process: ceramide biosynthetic process; sphingosine biosynthetic process. NCBI's taxonomy places the organism in Eukaryota, Fungi, Ascomycota, Eurotiomycetes, Eurotiales, Aspergillaceae. The record is from RefSeq and is a predicted model, not a curated record. Gene Ontology annotation, cellular component: endoplasmic reticulum.